AUGGUUUUGAGAUCGAAAACCCCGGUAGCACUCCCGCUGAUACAGAAAUCUGGCCAGCCUCGACCACAGUUCCCGAACCAAGGAUAUCUACCCAACGGAACGGCCUCGGGUCCGACUCCUGGAGCGCAAGCUCUUCUUCCGAACAAUGGCCGCGUUAUCCAGUCAGGUCCCAUCCGAGUCUUGUGCAUCGCAGACGUUAGAGGCAAUCUCAAGUCUCUGAACGAUCUCGCAAGACAAGCGAAGGCCGACUACAUUUUGCAUACUGGUGACUUCGGUUUUUACGACAACACUUCGUUGGAGAGAAUAGCUGAGAAGACUCUAAAACAUGUCGCUCAGUACUCUCCACUAUUGAGCGAACAUGUCAAGCGCCAGAUCGCCUCACCCCAGCCUCAGCGACCCAUCAAGCAGAUGUUUGCACCUGAUCAAUUACCGCUUUCAGAAUUGCCGCUUCUCCUCAACAAGCAGAUUACUCUAGAUGUGCCCGUCUACACCGUGUGGGGCGCUUGUGAAGACGUGAGGGUGCUGGAGCGUUUCCGGUCUGGAGAGUACAAGGUGGACAAUUUACACAUUAUCGACGAAGUGAACUCGAGGUUACUUGACAUUGGCGGAGUGAAGCUGCGCCUCCUCGGAUUGGGUGGCGCCGUCGUCAUCCACAAGCUGUUCGACAAUGGCGAGGGCAAGACGUACAUUGCGGGCGGCCAGGGCACAAUGUGGACGACGCUGCUGCAGAUCGGUGCCCUGAUCGACACAGCAAACCGCGUCUACGAUCCGUCAGAGACCCGUAUCUUCCUGACUCACGCGUCACCAGCGAGAGACGGGAUCCUCAAUCAGCUGUCCGUCACCCUGAAGGCCGAUUUCUCGAUCUCAGCCGGUCUCCACUUCCGAUAUGGCAGCUCUUACAACGAAUUCUCCGUCAACCCGUCGCUCGACCACUACCGCGGAAAAUUAGCUGCCUCCAAGGCAUCCUUCCAGGAUGUCUGGGAAACGGUCAAGAUGGACGUGGAGCAGGCAAUCGAAAGCAAUACCAAUCACAAGGCUCUCCUUCACAGUGCGCUCGAAAUUGUCGAGAAGAUGCCCAGCACUGCCAACGGAGGCAACCCUUUCGGAGGCCCGGUCGGCGGCGGCCCAGGGGCAGGCCAGGUGGACGAAAGCGCGUUCAAGAACAUGUGGAACUUCAAUCUGGCAGACGCGGCGUUCGGAUACCUUGUCCUGGAGAUCGACGGCGGUCGUAUCGGCACUGAGAUGCGGGCCCAAGGCUUCAACUUUGCUCACCGUGGGAAACCAAAUGCAGCUCCACUCGGUUCUCAACCACCCUCAAGCGGUCCGGCACCUGUGAACACCGGUUCUUUGCCUCCGACCACGGCUCCUACGGGUCCAUCUCAGACCCGCACUCCUGCCUUCUCUGCGCCGGCACAGCCAUUCCCACAACAGCAGAAGCCUCCGCAGCAACAGCAAUCCCAGCCACAAGCCAAACCUGGUCAAGGUAUUCAGCCUGCACCCAUGCCUGCCUUUAAAGCUGGAACACCCCCCACAACAGGAUCACCAGCACCGCCCGUGACUCAGGGUAAACCACUGACGCCUCAACCGUCGUCGACGGCGGUCCCCACCACUUCCGCCCUCACAGCAACUAACGGCGCCGGCGGAGACAAGGUUAGCGACAAUGAAGCCGCCAAAGCAAAGGCUCCAACACCUACCUCGGACCGGAAACCCUCUACUGCUCUUUAUGUGAGCCAGGCAGACAGCGAGCAGCAUGUCAAAGACUGUUUUGCGGACGAGGACAAGGAGAGAAUCAAGGCCAUUAGUAGAAUGGGCAAAUUUCCCAACUGGAAGGUGCAAUUUGAGACACACGAAAUCGCCGAAGCCGCUUUGAACCGAGUGCAGGCUGCGGCUCACAAUCACAAGAACUCAGCAGGCAAGUCUCCGAGAUUCACGUGGUUCGAGGAUAAGGGCGACCGCGCCCCCGGCUUCCAUCAGCGUGACAGCCAGAGCCAAGGCGGAGCAGGGACGUGGCAGAGCAGCAACCGUGGUGCAGCAAGCUCCGCCAAUGCCCCUCCUCGCGGAGGCUAUCAGUCCGGUGCGGCGAGCGACAGUGAAGGUGGACGAGGCCGAGGGGGAUUCCGCGCACGGGGACGUGGUCGUGGAGACGAUCGUGGCGAUCGAGGUGAUAGAGGCGACCGAAGUGAUCGGGGUGAUCGGAGUGAACGAGGUGGCCGGGGUGGUAGAGGUGGUGGCCGAGGCCUCUUCCAGAACAAGACUACCGAUGGAGCAGCAUCCGAUUCGAAGCCCACAGAGUCCAAGUCGAGCGAAUCGAAACCAACAGCCGCGGCUGGCGAAAGUUAG
This is a messenger RNA of Cladophialophora carrionii CBS 160.54, 2340 nucleotides long. RefSeq lists its product as uncharacterized. Lineage: Eukaryota; Fungi; Ascomycota; Eurotiomycetes; Chaetothyriales; Herpotrichiellaceae. The transcript is spliced from 3 exons. The record is from RefSeq and is a predicted model, not a curated record. The coding region runs from base 1 to 2340 and encodes 779 amino acids.